Mytilus trossulus (common blue mussel) is the source of this 2690-nucleotide messenger RNA. Its product is annotated as putative inositol monophosphatase 3. The coding region runs from base 151 to 1182 and encodes 343 amino acids. Gene Ontology annotation, molecular function: 3'-nucleotidase activity. The record is from RefSeq and is a predicted model, not a curated record. Lineage: Eukaryota; Metazoa; Mollusca; Bivalvia; Mytilida; Mytilidae. Gene Ontology annotation, cellular component: endomembrane system. The transcript has 6 exons.
AGUAUAAUCAAACAUUUUUAAAUCUAGUUUUUAGAAGAAGAAAACAACAAGAUCAUAUCAUACAUCUACUUAUUCAAAAGGUGAAAAUAUUCUCUGGACUUAAUAGUGUACUAGUAAAAACAGGAUAGAGCUCGACAUCUAUGAUCCACAAUGGGACCUGCAAAUGUAAGAAUCAACCCUGUUGGUGGAGCUGUAUUUAUAGCUCUUGGUGUAUGUGCAGCUUUGUACAUGUUUGGUCUUCCCGACUGGUUCCAUAGAGAGCCCAGAGUUAGCAUGAAAGAACUGUUAUCAGUGUGUAUACAGCUUGCACAAGAAGGGGGCAAAAGAGUAAAAGAUGUAAGACUAGCUAGUAAUGUACUUCAGGAAAAUUUGAAAGGAAAGACUGACGAAGGUGUCAAAGAUGUGAAGACGGAAGGAGAUACACAGUCGCACAGGGCGAUUGUAUAUGGAUUGGCAAAAGCUUUCCCUGGUCUAAAGGUAAUAUCUGAAGAAAAGGAUCUUAAACCUGUGAAUUUACUGGAAAUAAAAGACACAAAUAAGCAUUUAACUGAAGUUGGAGAAACAAUAUCAAGUGAUCAAUCAAUAUCAAACUCAAAAAUUACAGUAUGGGUCGACCCUCUAGAUGCUACAAAGGAAUACACAGAAAAGAAGUUACAGUAUGUGGCCACCAUGGUAUGUGUUGCAGUAGAUGGCCAUCCCACUAUUGGUGUCAUACAUAAACCCUUCGUCAAUGAUAAUAAAGGGGAGACAGUUUGGGCUUGGGUUGGUUAUGGAAAAUCCACUACCUUAGAAGCAGUUAAGACUGAGAAGAAGGAAGGUGAUCCUGAUAGAAUUAUAGUAUCAAUCUCUCACAAAGGGGAUGUAGAAUCAGUGGCUAAAACUGCACUAGGGGAGAAAACUCAAGUUAUCACAGGAGCUGGUGCAGGCUAUAAAACUUUAGAAGUAAUUAAAGGUAAUGCAGAUGCAUAUCUUCACACAACAAAAAUAAAGAAGUGGGAUUUAUGUGCAGCUAAUGCAAUAAUAAGUUCUAUGGAUGGUAAAAUGACAACUUUACAAGGAGAUUUUAUUGACUAUUCAUCUACUACAGAUAAAGUGGUUUCAGAUGGUCUAUUAGUGACUUUGUCAAAUCAUUUUGAUUACUUGAAAAAACUAGCAGGUGCUAUGAAAAAAUCUGAUGCAUAGAGUAUAGUAAUUCUUUUAGUACAAUUAUACAAUGUAUAGGGAUCUUUGUUCAUGAUUGUUAUUGUUAAAAAUGCAAAUUAGCUAUUCUCAACACUUUAAAACUAUAAAUCUCACAUGUUUUCUAAGAUUCAUAACCAAGGAGUUAUCUUAUGGAGUAAUAUGAAAAAGGAAAAGGUGUUUUAUAGGUAUACUUGAAUACGAAGUUCAUCUGUACUUGCAAGACUUAUAACAGUUUUGAUACAUAGAAAGAGAAAGUGGAUAUAGAGUGAUCCACUUUAAAAAUGACAAUACAAGUCAUGAUUGCUGUUUUGAAUUAUAAAUAUUGAGACUCAGUAUUUAAAGAUAUUUUAGGAGGGAAUGAACAAAUUUCAGUCUUAGUAGGUGUGACCCUUCUCAAAUUGUUAUAAAUGAUGAUUUAAGAUAACUUGAUAGUUUAAUUUCAUUUCAAAAUUUAGAGUUUUCUGGUUAAGCCUUCAGAUUAUUUGGUUAUCUAGUCAUUCAAACAUUUGUUAGUCUUCAUGUUUAAAUGGGAUAAUUACUGAAAUGUCUCUCUUGUAAUAUUGUAUGUGUAGUCAUAAUUAUUUAUUUCUGGAGCAGUGUGGGUUAAAAUGUGUAGAGGUUUUUAGGUGGAUAUGUUGAGAUAUAUCAAAUUCAUUAUGAACAGUAUUAUUAAAAUGAUAUUUAUUAAUCUACUGUGUGUCUAAUAAUUGGUUUGUAUGAUUUUAUUAUUGCUAAAUUCUUUAGUCCAAGUCUAAAGUAUAAGUAACAGUAAUGAUCCUGAUAUAAAGUGAGAGAUCAUUUUAAUAGCUUGUGCUGAUUCUGCAUUUCAUCAUAUGCACAAGGGUCCUAAACAGAAUAGAGGGGGGCAGGACUUUUUUUUCGGGACGUCAGGAUUCGUUGUUUUUUAAGCUAGUUUCGAGAUUGAUCCUUUUGGAAUCCGGGAAUUCUUAUUUCAAAUUUCGGAAUGUCAGGAUUUUAAUUUAUUUAAAUUCAGGACCUAAGAAUUUCAUGCUUUUAAGUUUUUAUACGACCGCAAAUUUUGAAAAAAUUUUCGUCGUAUAUUGCUAUCACGUUGGCGUCGUCGUCUGCGUCGUCGUCGUCGUCGUCGUCCGAAUACUUUUAGUUUUCGCACUCUAACUUAAGUAAAAGUGAAUAGAAAUCUAUGAAAUUUUAACACAAGGUUUAUGACCAUAAAAGGAAGGCUGGUAUUGAUUUUGGGAGUUUUGGUCCCAACAUUUUAGGAAUUAGGGGCCAAAAAGGGCCCAAAUAAGCAUUUUCUUGGUUUUCGCACUAUAACUUUAGUUGAAGUUAAUAGAAAUCUAUGAAAUUUUGACACAAGGUUUAUGACCACAAAAGAAAGGUUGGGAUUGAUUUUGGGAGUUUUGGUUUCAACAGUUUAGGAAUUAGGGGCCAAAAAAAGGCCCAAAUAAGCAUUAUUCUUGGUUUUCGCACAAUAACUUUAGUUAAAGUAAAUAGAAAUCAAUGAAAUUUAAACACAAUGUUUAUGA